CUAUGAAUUCAAAUCAAUGACAUGAAAAUAAGCGUUUGAUGAUGUGUUCAUAGGGGUAUAUUUCUUCAUUUACAAGUGAUGGUAGGGACGAGGGAAAAUUUUCCGGAAGAUAGCUCUUGAGGUGCUUUGGGAUGCGAGUUUGAAGAAGUUUCUUUCAUUCCCAUGUGGGUUUUAAUUUUUUCUUAUUAUUAGAUUGAACAACGCAUAUGGGUUUUGUUGGUUUCUGGUCUAUGGAUUUGAUUUGAGCCUUUGAGGUCUUCUACUCUGAAAGUGUGUAUCUCUCUUGUUUCCUCUUUGCUAGUACUGUAGUUGGUUGUUUUGGGGUUGUGAUUCUGAAGUUUCUCCAUUUGGGGUUCUUUCUUUUCAGGAGAAGUGCACGACUGGGCGAAGAAACAUCUACAGUAAGAUUAAGGAGAGUUUAUGGGGUGGUGAUAUUUACUGGCGAUCUCACUUGGAUUCUGUAAUGGUGAUGCUAGACUCUUUUCCAAUGACUCCACUAAACUGGGUUUUCGUGGUUUGUUUUCUGUGUUCAUUUCUGGGCACUGGAGCAUUGAGCCAGCAGACCUGUGAUCCAAAUGAUUUGCGGGUUCUGAAGGAAUUCGUAGGGAACCUCACAGGUGGGUCUAUUAUCUCUAGAUGGUCUGAUGAAUCGGUUUGCUGUCAAUGGGAUGGGGUUUUCUGUGAGAAAGGAAGUAAUGCUUCAGAAGGGCGUAGAGUUACUAUGCUGAUUCUUCCAAAGAGAGAUCUAAAAGGGAUUGUAUCAAGCUCCUUGGGUCGCCUGGAAAAGCUGGAAUCGCUCGAUCUUUCAUUCAAUUCUCUUCAUGGUGGUAUUCCUGCAGAGCUAUCGAACUUGCAGCAGCUGGAGGUUCUUGAUCUCAGUUACAACAUGCUUUCAGGGCCUAUUGUGAAAGCACUUGGUGGGUUGAAAUCAAUCCGAUCAGUCAAUAUAUCUAGCAAUUGCUUCAACGGGAGUUUGCUCGCAAUUGAAGGCUUUCCAAAUCUUGCCGUCCUCAAUAUAAGCAACAACUCCUUUGCUGGCCAUAUAGUUACUAAACUAUGCAGUGCCUCCAAUGCAGUUCGGGUUCUUGAUUUGUCUAUGAACCAUUUCUCAGGUCCGCUCUUGAUGAAUGGUUCAGACAACUGCAGUGCGUCUAUCCAACAGUUUCAUGUCGAUUUCAACUCACUUUCAGGUCAUCUUCCAGAAACUCUGUUUUGGUUAUCAUCUUUGGAGCAGCUUUCAAUGGCCGCCAACAAAUUCUCUGGUCAGUUGAGCAAGAGACUCAGUAAGCUUUCCAAUCUUAAAACUUUAGCUAUUUCUGGAAACCAAUUUUCGGGUCCACUUCCAAACGUUUUUGGGAAUCUCACAAAACUAGAACUGUUAAUUGCGCACUCCAAUUCCUUCUCUGGGUCAUUGCCUUCUACUCUAGCACUCUGCACCAAGCUUCAAGUGCUUGACCUCAGGAACAAUUCUCUAAGGGGGCCUAUUGAUAUUAAUUUCACUGGAAUGCCCCAUCUCAGUUUACUUGAUCUUGCCACAAAUCAUUUCAUUGGUACACUUCCUGCUACUCUGUCCAGAUGUGCAGAGUUGAAAACCUUGAGCCUUGCUAAGAAUAGCCUCUCUGGCUCGGUCCCUACUGAUUUUGCAAAGCUGGGAUCUCUUUCCUUUCUUUCUUUGUCAAACAACAGCUUUGAGAACUUAGCAGGAGCAUUGGAUGUACUUCAGCAGUGUGGAAACCUCACUACUCUGAUAAUUACCAAGAAUUUCCAUGCAGAAGAAAUUCCAAGCAAUAUCAGUGGUUUUGAGAAUUUAAUGGUUUUUGCGGCUGGAAACUGUGCUCUUAAAGGCCAAAUCCCCAUGUGGUUACUGAAUUGCAGAAAGUUACAGGUUCUGGACUUGUCAUGGAAUCACUUGAGUGGUGGCAUCCCUCCUUGGAUUGGUCAGAUGGAGAAUUUGUUUUAUUUAGACAUCUCCAAUAAUUCUCUGACAGGAGAAAUCCCAAAAUGUUUGACAGAACUAAAGAGCCUUAUUUCCUCAAACAACGGUGGUCCUCAUCUUAUCGCCUCUGCUGCUGGCAUCCCAUUAUAUGUAAAACGUAACCAGAGUGCCAAUGGUUUGCAGUAUAAUCAGGCCUCUAGUUUCCCUCCGUCAUUAUUGUUGUGCAAUAAUAGAAUUAACGGGACAAUAUGGCCUGAGAUUGGACGGUUGAAGCAACUACAUGUCUUAGAUUUGAGCAGGAAUAGCAUAACUGGGACCAUCCCAUGCAACAUUUCGGAAAUGGAGAACUUGGAGGUCUUGGAUCUGUCUUCCAAUGAUCUCUAUGGGUUGAUUCCCCCAUCAUUUAACAAGCUCACAUUCUUGUCAAAGUUCAGUGUGGCAAAUAAUCACUUGCGAGGACCCAUUCCAACCGGUGGGCAAUUUCUCAGCUUCCCCAACUCAAGUUUUGAAGGCAAUCCAGGAUUGUGUGGCCCACUAAUUCAUGCCUGCGGUGUUAAUAAUAUGGGUCUGAAGCCUGCAAUCUCAGCUAGACCAAACAGUAAGAUUGGCCGAAGCAGUAUACUUGGAAUGGCAAUCAGUAUUGCAAUUGGGAUUGCGUUACUUUUAGUUGUUGUCCUGCUUAACAUAUCAAAGAAGGAUGUUGACGAUCCAAUUGAUGAUGUGGAGGAUGAAAUGGGCAGACCACAUAGGUUAUCAGAGGCACUUGUGUCUUCAAAGUUGGUCCUUUUGUUCCAAAAUUCAGAUAACAAGGAGCUAACCAUUGGUGACCUGCUGAAAUCUACAAACAAUUUUGACCAAGCAAACAUAAUUGGUUGUGGAGGAUUCGGUCUAGUGUACAAAGCCAACCUCCCCAAUGGAACAAAAGCUGCAAUCAAGAGGCUCUCUGAGGACUGUGGACAGAUGGAACGUGAGUUCAGGGCUGAAGUGGAAGCCCUUUCAAGAGCUCAGCACAAGAACCUUGUCCCUCUACAGGGUUAUUGCAGGCAUGGUAGUGGCAGGUUAUUGAUUUACUCCUACAUGGAGAAUGGAAGCUUGGAUUAUUGGCUGCAUGAGAAAGUUGAUGGAAGGUCAGAGCUUAGAUGGGAUGCUAGGCUUAAAAUUGCUCAAGGAACUGCCCAGGGAUUGGCUUACUUGCACAAGGUCUGCGAACCAAAUAUUGUCCAUCGGGACAUAAAAUCUAGCAACAUACUCCUGGAUGGAAAUUUUGAAGCUCAUCUGGCUGAUUUUGGUCUAUCGAGGUUAAUUCGUCCAUAUGAUACUCAUGUAACAACGGAUCUUGUUGGGACCUUAGGAUAUAUCCCUCCUGAAUAUAGUCAGACAUUGAUGGCAACAUUCAAAGGUGAUGUUUACAGCUUUGGGGUGGUUCUUCUGGAGCUUCUUACUGGUAGGAGGCCUGUGGAUGUUUGUAAAGCGAAGGGCUGCAGAGACUUAGUGUCAUGGGUGCUUCAAAUGAAAUCUGAGAAGAAGGAAGAACAAACAAUUGAUCCAUCAAUCUGGAGCAAGGUUUGGGAGAAACAGCUCCUUGAGGUACUUGAAAUUGCAUGUAAGUGCAUAGACCAAGACCCAAGGCGCAGACCCUCCAUUGAACAAGUUGUUUCAUCACUUAAUGCUGUGGCUUCUGAUGGUGCCUAAUUCAGCUUGUUUAGAUGUUUUUUGUUUCAUACAAAUUUAAUUCCAGUCAGGAAUGGCUCGGGAUGGGCUGUUGGUAAUGUCUCAAUUUGUAAAAAAGAAACAUGAUUUAUACUAUAUGUAUCGCUGCAGCAGAUCUCACACCUGUGUGGUGUGUAUUAGAUUCUUGAGAUAAAGGAUGUCAUACACAAGUAACUUGAUUUUCCAU
Messenger RNA from Telopea speciosissima, 3833 nucleotides. Its product is annotated as phytosulfokine receptor 2. The record is from RefSeq and is a predicted model, not a curated record. The transcript has 2 exons. Gene Ontology annotation, biological process: protein phosphorylation. Gene Ontology annotation, molecular function: ATP binding; protein binding; protein kinase activity. NCBI's taxonomy places the organism in Eukaryota, Viridiplantae, Streptophyta, Magnoliopsida, Proteales, Proteaceae. The coding region runs from base 464 to 3628 and encodes 1054 amino acids.